AAUUUAUCAAGUAUGUAUUUCAUUUAAAUCUCUAACAUGUUCGAAACUUUUGAACAGGAGUGUAGAUAUGUUUGUAUGUGUCCGGUUAUAAUAGGUGUGACCACCCCACCCUACAGCUCAAAUGGUGGGGAGGAGUGGAUAGUGGAUGACUAUAUAACCAAUGCAUACGCCCAUGCAUAUGUAUAUGCAUUUGUGUAGCAAUACCUGUAUAUUUUUAGUGUUAAGGAAACACAUACAAUGGUGUAAAAAAAGUAAGCGGAAAGGAAUAUGAUUAUAUUCUGAUAUAUCAGAAAGUGUGGUCCAUAAAUGAUAGAGAGAACAUGACGUGGCGUAUAAUACAAUCAUCCGUCUGCAGCCACUUUUCUAUGGAAAGGACACGAUUUGUUAGAAAACAACAACAGAUUCAUCGAAAACUCAAUAUUGCGAUGUGACGUUCGAUAUAAAUAGUGGAUGAAUAACUAAAGACGAUGUUUUAAAUGACUUUUAGGAAUCAAAUUGUAAACUCAAAAUUUGUUAUUUAUAUUUGUAAAUUCGUUUUCUUACUGGUGGUACAUUGGACUUUGAAGCAAUAAAUGAAAAAAUGAUAUAAAUGUGCAACAACGAAAAAGUUAUUAAUAGUAGAUACAAGUAAAGCUUAAUAAUCAUUUCUUUAUAGAACUUUUGAACUCAUUGCAAAUAUCAUGACUUUUAAAAUAAAUUCAAUAAAAAUUGUAUUAAUUCCUACAAUUCUUUUAUAUGUAAUAACACCGAUAAGCGCAGAUGGAAUAUCAUGCUUUAAAUGCUAUGCAUCACAUCCGGGAACUGAGGAAACUGACUUAUUAUGCUCACACUUCGAUGGAAGUGCUCGAUUUCAAGUAUACUGUCCUUCGUCAACUCUUUGCAGAAAGAAAACCAUUUACAACAGACUUAAAACAUCUGUAAGAACGGCUGUGGAAAGGGAUUGUGCACCUCAAAAACGUACAGUUCCUAUUUAUAACGAUAUAGACAAGACAUGGCAAAACAAAGAGGAAAUUGUGAAAACAGCAUACGAAGAAGAUUGUUUCCUUGGAGAAGACAGAGGAGCACCAGGAGGUCCAUCAGAAUAUUGUUUUUGUAGUUAUCAUUUAUGCAAUUCGUCUCAAUCAAUUAAAGCCACGAAUAUGUAUCAUAUCUUUGCAUUAGUAAUGAUAAUACUAUUUGCAAAGCUGAUAUAAUAUUUUAAUUUUAUAUAUUUACUGCUAUAAAAAUAUUAAUAUUUUUCUAAUGAA
Molecule: messenger RNA, 1247 nt
Organism: Megalopta genalis
Lineage: Eukaryota; Metazoa; Arthropoda; Insecta; Hymenoptera; Halictidae
Source: RefSeq, a predicted model, not a curated record